Molecule: messenger RNA, 783 nt
Organism: Chaetomium strumarium
Lineage: Eukaryota; Fungi; Ascomycota; Sordariomycetes; Sordariales; Chaetomiaceae
Exons: 2
Coding region: 1-783 (260 amino acids)
Source: RefSeq, a predicted model, not a curated record
AUGCAGCCACCCACAGUUGCACCCACAGUUCAGGCUGUUCAGCCCGACCAAGGCGAUGAAGAAGCCUUAUUAAAUGACUCCGAGCUCGAGACCACAGAUUCGGACCCAAUUCACAUAUCCGAUUCGCCACAACCAACACAGGCUUGUCAAAGUACGGAUACACUUGCGGACUCACCUCCAGAAGAAGAAGAAGCGCCGACCCCGCCUCCGCUCAUGCAUUUCCCCCACUGCCGGCUGGACAUCACCACCAUCACGGCCAGCGACCUGCCGGCCUCGUUCGAGCGGGUGGCGCUUCCGGGAUCCCUCGUCCGCACGCUCCUCUCGCGGUUUGAGGAUGAGAUUGUACAAACAACAACGACAACUCAGGCGCGGGAACAACCACAACCACAACAAAAGUCACAACAACAACAAUUACUACAGCCCCGCCUGACAGUAAAUGGUGGGAGUGGUGGCGGGAGUGGCGGUGGAAGGAAAGAAGCGGUGCAGAUCCAGCGGCACUUCGACGACGACGACGAAUGGGUCUACUCGCGCUGUCUGCUGGCCGAUUACACCAACUUCCGCGAGGACGAGGCCGAGGCGCUGUCGGAGCACAGCAGGCUUUGUUGCUGGGCUAGUGUACUACUGCGGCCACUGCCACUUGAACCUGGGGCCGCCGAAGGGGAAGGGGAAGGGGAAGGGGGAAGUAGUAGCGGUGGUGGUAGUAGUGGUGGGUGGGAGUUGGAGUUUAUCGUGCUGCGCGUGGGGGUCAGGGAUCCCGAGAGUGGGUGGUGUGAAUGUUUCUGA